This is a messenger RNA of Dromiciops gliroides (monito del monte), 567 nucleotides long. RefSeq names its product 60S ribosomal protein L37a-like. NCBI's taxonomy places the organism in Eukaryota, Metazoa, Chordata, Mammalia, Microbiotheria, Microbiotheriidae. The coding region runs from base 1 to 279 and encodes 92 amino acids. Gene Ontology annotation, molecular function: structural constituent of ribosome. The transcript has a single exon. Gene Ontology annotation, cellular component: ribosome. The record is from RefSeq and is a predicted model, not a curated record. Gene Ontology annotation, biological process: translation.
AUGGCUAAACACACUAAGAAGGAUGGAAUUAUUGGUAAAUAUGGAACAUGUUAUGGUGCAUCCCUCAGAAAAAUGGUGAAGAAAAUUGAAAUUAGCCAGCAUGCCAAGUAUACCUGCUCCUUGUGUGGCAAGACCAAAAUGAAGAGACGGACUGUGGGUAUCUGGCAUUGUGGAUCCUAUAUGAAAACAGUAGCUGGUGGUGCAUGGACUUAUAAUACCACCUCUGCAGUUACAGUCAAAUCCGUCAACAGAAGACUGAAGGAAUUGAAAGACCAGUAAAAUCUUCUCCCCAUCAAAUAUCUGUAGCCCAUAGUACAACAAUAAAUGGGUUAAUUUAUGGGAAAAAAAAGGAAAAAGAAAUAGGGAAGUUUGGAACAGGAGCGGAUGAGGAGGGGAAGGAUAAUGAGUUCUGCUUUGGGUAUAUUGAGUUUGAGGUGUCUGUGAAACUUCAACUAUAAAACUGCAGGCUUUUGUGAUGCAGAAUUGAAAUUCACUGGAGAAAAAUGGGCUGAAUAUAUAGAUAUUUGAUUCAUCUAUAUAAACAUGUUAUUGCAACCAAUGAGAAUU